Messenger RNA from Aspergillus ruber CBS 135680, 826 nucleotides. RefSeq lists its product as uncharacterized. The record is from RefSeq and is a predicted model, not a curated record. The transcript is spliced from 2 exons. Lineage: Eukaryota; Fungi; Ascomycota; Eurotiomycetes; Eurotiales; Aspergillaceae. Bases 206 to 727 code for a protein of 173 amino acids.
CGAUCCCAUGUUCUGCGUAUGCGGUUGGAACGUCCAGGCGACAACGAAUUAGCGUCCGGAAGAAACAAGUCCAAUGAUAUAAAUAUCUCACCGGUGGUUCUGUUGGUUAUUCUCGCUACAAACACUGGUUACAUUCCCGCGGAGUGCGGUUCUGUAAAGUCUGGAACCAAAUCUCACUACCAAGUGAUGAUUGAGGGAAAUUAACAUGUCAGCACAGCUGCAAAGACACAGGGAAAAGGCCACCACUGAACUUGACGACCUUUUGCACAUCAGCCCAAGCCAGCUGCAAUUGAGUCUAUCAGACACGAUUAAGCCUACUGACAAACUCAUCCCAGAAGAAUUCUCUAUUCACAGCCAGCCGAACUCCCGCAAGUAUGCUGAAACCCGGUUCAUUGCCCAGAACAGCAUUAGCCUGCUCUUCACCUCAGGCCGUUGCCGCAUUUGCUCAGAUAGCGGAUAUGAAUUUCCUGCGGUCCACGACAGAUUCGUGGAUCUGCGUUGCUCUUCUCCAAUGAGUUUUGAAUUUGUUGUCUGGGAUAGACAUCGCCAAAACUCGAAAAAAUCCAAACCUAAUUUUAGGUUAGGUUUGGGUCGAAAUCUUCAACCCAGCGCUGGGUUUGGGUUAAGACCUUCGACCCAAACCCAGAGCUGGGGCUCCAAAGUGGGUUUUGGGAGCCCAAAAUCAGGUACAAAGAAUACGAAGACGAGCAAACUCGUGGCUGCAUAAUUUAUGCAUACUUCGGUCUGUAUUUUUAAGUCGUUUUGGUUUUAUAUUACGUCCAUAUUUUCCGAGUUCUGGUUGUCCGCAAAAUUAUGAUUAAAUGAA